AUGGAAUGGCUUUUCCUAGCUUGGGUUGGUGCACUGAGAUUUGUUUUGUUUGGCAUGCAGUUGGACAAGGCUUCUGUGCUUGGAGGUGCUGUAAAGCAUAUAAAACAGCUCGACAAACGAGUCAAGUUUUUCGAGAAAGAAGAGAAAAAGAGGAAUCAGCUGGAGGAAUUGCUUGUUUCUGCAAUGAAGAAACCUCGUCCUAAUAACGACAAUUCAUCUUCAUCCGCGGAGAACGUCUCUAAUAACAGUAGCUGUGAUCAUCACUCCUCAUCAUCUGUUGAGGUUCAAGUAACAAGCUCAGGAGGUGAUAUGCUAAUCAAAAUCGAAUGCAAGAACCACGAAGGGAUCUUAUUGGGAUUCAGUUCCCUAAUGAAAAGGAUUCAUUUGAAUAUAACCAGCAGCAGCUUUAUGCAAUUUGGGCAUGGCAUGCUCUUUAUUGGUGCAGUUGCGCAGGUGGAUGAGAAAUUCAGCGUGACUGCAGAGUUUCUUGCAAAUAACAUACGACAGGCUCUGCUAAAGCUCUGA
This is a messenger RNA of Coffea arabica (coffee), 525 nucleotides long. RefSeq names its product transcription factor bHLH18-like. The record is from RefSeq and is a predicted model, not a curated record. Lineage: Eukaryota; Viridiplantae; Streptophyta; Magnoliopsida; Gentianales; Rubiaceae.